GCAGUGUCCGCCAUUGAGGACCCACGAUCAGAAGGAAAGGGUCAGAAUCGCUUCGAUAGGCGAAGGCGCACGUUUCCUUUAUUCUUGAAUCCAAACUUUGCCAACAUCCAUACGUCUCCUACUGUAUAAUAAUAUAUAUUCGUUUUAAUUCAUGGAUGGCAGAUUUAGAUAUUUUAUAGCAAUUUGAAGUAACCUAUCUAGCUAACGUUAGUCCGCUGUGAAGCUUACGAGUGAGGUUAGCUAGCUAGCUACCGUGCUAGCUUUAGCUACACGAACUGAGCCUUGCUCUGGGGCAGUGUGUCUGCAGUGUCGUUUGAUGGAUCCAAGAAUCGCUUGGUUUCAGCCAGAACAACGUGGGCCAGCCAACAGCCUGUGGAUGCAGAUUUGGGAAACAACUCAAGGACUGGGGAAUCUGUACUUCAAUAACAACUGUAACACGGGUGGUUUGUCAAGCCUCAGUCCGAAAAAGAACAUCAACGGGACAUUGGGUAACGUGAUCUCGUGUAAGAACGGAGCUGUCACUAACAGCGAACCCCGGAAUCAGGGAAUGUCCAACUCAACGAAAGACAGAGAUGUAGUCGAACAACGAGACUUUAUUCCGUUGGAAGCAAAUAACAACCACAACAACCGUUCAUCGUUGGGGAGGGGCGGCGCAGGGGGACACGUGUGUACUCGGGUCUCUGGGGUCUCAGGACACCCCAACAAAAGGAAAAGAGACAACAAGGCUAGCACUUAUGGAUUCAACAGUAGCCUCGAGACCGGAGGCUGUGGUUACACGGGAACACCAUGGAAAGUCAAGAACUACUCUGAAGGAAUCUUGGGGCUCCAUGAGGAGAUCAAUGACUUCUACAAGCACAUGUCUCCUCGGGCGGAGGAGGAGAGGAUGAGGAUGGAGGUGGUGGACAGGAUCGAGAGGGUCAUCAAAGACCUGUGGCCCACUGCUGACGUUCAAGUAUUUGGGAGUUUCAGCACGGGCCUCUAUCUGCCAACCAGUGACAUCGAUCUGGUGGUGUUUGGGAACUGGGAAAACCUGCCCCUUUGGACCCUGGAAGAGGCCCUGCGGAAGAAAAACGUGACUGACGAGAACUCCAUCAAAGUGCUGGACAAGGCCACGGUACCCAUCAUCAAGCUGACAGACUUCCGCACAGAGGUGAAGGUGGACAUCAGCUUCAACGUGAAGAAUGGAGUCAAAGCUGCCCUUCUCAUCAAAGACUACAAAAAAAAAUACCCAGUGCUUCCAAAGUUGGUUCUGGUGCUGAAGCAGUUUCUGCUCCAGAGGGAUCUGAAUGAGGUUUUCACUGGAGGGAUCGGCUCCUACAGCCUCUUCCUUAUGGCUGUCAGCUUCCUGCAGCUUCACUACAGAGAAGAUGCGUGCAGCCCCAAUGCCAACGUGGGCGUUCUCCUUAUAGAGUUCUUUGAGCUCUAUGGGCGCCACUUCAACUACCUGAAGACGGGCAUCCGGAUCAAAGAUGGCGGCAGCUACGUGGCCAAAGACGAGGUUCAGAAGAGCACUGACCUCUACAGGCCCUCCAUGCUCUUCAUUGAGGACCCCCUAGCCCCAGAUAACGACGUUGGCCGCAGCUCAUACGGUGUGUUGCAGGUGAAGCAGGCCUUUGACUAUGCCUACGUAGUGCUCAACCACGCCGUAUCGCCCAUCGCCAAGUACUACCCCAACAACGAGUCUGAGAGUAUACUCGGCAGAAUAAUUCGGGUGACCCAGGAAGUGGCUGAAUACAGGGACUGGAUCACCAAGCUCUGGGGACCACAGUCUCAGAAUGAACCUACCCUGAAUGGAAAUGAUGUCACACUGUUAGUGAAGCCUCAGCGGCUGGACGAGUGCAACAACAACCUGACGGAGGAGGUGACUGCAUCUCGCAGCAAGACCUCCUCCAACUCCUCCUCAUUAGCGUCAUCCUCAUCCUCCACGGUAUCCAGUUCCAGCGACGUUGAUUCUGACGGGACGCCCUGUAAGACAGUGAAGCAGCUGCCUGGGCGGGGCUCCAGCGCCCACAGAGAAUCCUCAGGUGGCGUGACCAAUCACAGAACACAGAGCCACACCACCAGCACUCCUACUGACAACAAGGGGGCCAAGGCCAGGUUGUUCCGCUCGUCUAGUAAAAACACCCACCACGUCCAGCAGAACUCGUCCUCAUCCAACAUCAAGAGUCACCCGAGCAGCAAGCCACACUACCAAGGCAACAGCAAGAAGAGGAAACCUCAGCAGCACUCCGAGGCCCAGGACCUCUGCAGAUAGGGCCGUCUUGGUCUGCAACAGACUGACAGCUUGACUGUCCCACUUCUGCUGCCAGACCACAUACUGACUGAGGAGUAGUAUUAAGGAUCUUCCUUCUCUCAAGCGACACGCAUCUUUUUAUAGCUGAAAAAUAUCCCCAAAAAAGAAAUGGGAAAUGCUGGGGCUUAGUUCUUGAAAGAAAUGCUAAUUUUCUUCCUUGACAUAAACAUGUUCUACAGUGGAGCUACACACCACAUCCAGUACCUACAAAUCUUCCCUUUUACCAUAGCACCAUCUGGUGUUUGAGGAAUAAGUGUCUGGAAAGUAAUGUGGAUUUUUAUGAGCAAUACCUGGAACUUGGCUGGCGAACAUACUUCAGCAAGAAGUUUUUUUUUUAAGGAAUAAAAUAACAAAUGUAUAAAAUGUUAUAUUGAAGAGAGAGAAAAUGUACACAGAUCGACAGACUAAACCCCAAAAUGCAAUCUGUAAGUGGAGACGAUAACUUCAUGUUGAUGGGCGGGUAUUUUUUGGUUCUAUAAGCAGAUUAUACAAAGAUUUGUACAAAAAGAAACAUGUGGAAAAAAUUAUCACAAAUAAAUUGACUUUUUACAGGAUAAUACUGAUUCAAGGCAAAUGUAGAUGUGCACAUUUGCCUGCUAAUCUGAGUAGUGGCAGGUUUGGGUUUCAUUACAAACAUAAAUCAUCAGCAUUCUAUUUCUACUUGGCUGCUCUCUCUCAAUGUGUUUGACAGGCUUCUUUCCAAAUUAUACCCCCUUCCCUAUAUAGUACACUACUUUCACUAAAUAGGGAAUAGGGUGCCAUUUGGGAUGAACUAACAGUGUUAGCAGUUGGCCUUAGUCAGGUAACGUGCACACACACAGCCCUAUAGAUUACUGGCUGGCUGGGGACAAAUCACUCAUUCAUACACACAGCUCUAUAUUACAACAGCAAUGUUUUUAGAGGUUUUCCCAGACUCAUAGAAUUACAGUUAGAGGACAUAAUGAUUUUAGAAAAAGUAUACAAUAUAUUUCAAAGAUCCAUAGGUGUGGGAGGUAAUCUUUUCCCUUUGGUAAUUUACCCAUUUUAUGAAAAUGUAUUUGUUAUGAAUAUAUAGUUACUAUACACGUUAUAUGUAUUAACACUAGAGUCCAUACUCUUGUCUUAUAUUUGGAUGGGACUAGUGGGGAUAUUGGAAGUAUAAUUGGUCAGGUAUAGUACGAAUGUUGCUGUUUCCCCUUUUUUCCCCUUUCAGUGAUGAGUGACCAAGUUAGUUCGGAAACCAUUUUAUGAGUCACAAGUGACAAUAUGUGGCUGGUCUACUUCAAAAGGGAGCUGAGUUUUUGUUCAGAAUAUAAUGCAAACAAACACAUCUUUGGUAAAGGGGUCAACAACCCCUUGCUGAAAUGUCCGGUAUGGCAACCUGAUUGCAGUUCCACAACUGACCUGUAGAUGGUGGCAUUACUCAACUCCUUUUUCACAACUGGCACCUGCAUACUGCAUUUAUACAUUUUCAGCGUCUUACAGUCAAGUAUUCAGACCCCUUAAUCCACAUCGUUACAUUACAGCCUUAUUCUAAAAUGUAUUAAAUUGUUUCUCCCCCCUCAAUCUACACACAAUACCCCAUAAUGACAAAGCAAAAACUGAAAUAACAUUUACAUAAGUAUUUAGACCCUUUGUUGAAGCACUUUUGGCAGCGAUUUACAGCCUUGAGUCUUCUUGGGUAUGACGCUACAAACAUAGCACACCUGUAUUUGGGUAGUUUCUCCCAUUCUUCUCUGCAGCUCCUCAAGCUCUGUCAGGUUGGAUGGGGAGCGUUGCUGCACAGCUAUUUUCAGGUCUGCAGAGAUGUUCGAUCAGGUUCAAGUCUGGGCUCUGGCUGGACCACUCAAAGACAUUCAGAGACUUGUCCCAAAGCCACUCCUAUGUUGUCUUGGCUGUGUGCUUAGGGUCUUUUUCCUGUUGGAAAGUGAACCUUCACCCCAGUUUGAGGUCCUGAGCACUCUGGAGCAGGUCCAUCAGGAUCUCUCUGUUCUUUGCUCUGUUAAUUUUUCCCUAGAUCCUGACUAGUCUCCCAGUCCCUGCUGCCACCACCAUGCUUCACCGUAGGGAGGGUGCCAGGUUUCUUCCAGACGUGACACUUGGCAUUCAGGCCGAAGAGUUCAAUAUUGGUUUCAUCAGACCAGAGAAUCUUGUUUAUCUAGUCCUUGAGAUGCCUUUUUGGAAAACUCCAAGCGGGCUGUCAUGUGCCCUUUACUGAGUGGCUUCCGUUUGGCCACUCUACCAUAAACACCUGAUUGGUGGAGUGCUGCAGAGAUGAUUGUCCUUCUGGAAGGUUCUCUCGUCUCCACAGAGGAACUCGAGAGCUCUGUCAAGAGUGACCAUCGGGUUCUUGGUCACCUCCCUGACCAAGGCACUUCUCCCCGAUUGCUCCGUUUGGCUGGGCGGCCAGCUCUAGGAAGAGACUUGGUGGUUCCAAACUUCUUCCAUUUAAGAAUGAUGGAGGCCACUGUGUUCUUGGGGCCAUUCAAUGCUGAAAGAAAAUUGAUUGUACCCUUCCCCAGAUCUGUGCCUUGACACAAUCCUGUCUCAGAGCUCUAUGGACAAUUCCUUUGACCUCAUGUGUUUUUUUGGGGGGGGUUCUCUGAAAUGCUCUGUCAAUUGUGGGACGUUAUAUAGACAGCCUCUCCAAUCAUGUCCAAUCAAUUGAAUUUACAACAGGUGAACUCCAAUCAAGUUGUGGAAACAUGAAGGAUGAUCAAUGGAAACAGGAUGCACCUGAGCUCAAUUUUGAGUCUCAAAGCAAAGGGAUACUUAUGUAAAUAAGUUAUUUAAAAAAAAAAAAAAAAUUCUAACCCUUUUUUUGCUUUGUCAUUAUGUGGUAUUGUGUGUAGAUUAUUUUAGAAUAAGGCUGUAACAAUGUUGAAAAAGUCAUUUCUGAAUCCACUGUGUGCACUAGCUAAUCACUGUUUCCCAACCUUGGUCCUUGAGUGUCCCCAACAUUACACAGUUUUGUUGUAGCCCUUGACAAACAACUCAGAGGGCUUGAUGGGAAAGGGGGAUACCUAGUCAGUUGUACAACAAUGCAUUCAACUUUAAUGUGUCUUCCGCAUUUAACCCCUCAAUCAGAGAGGGGGGGGGCUGCCAUAAUUGACAGCCACAUCUUCGGCCCCCCAGGAACAGUGGGUUAACUGCCUUGCUCAGGGGCAGAACGACCUUCUUUUUUUUUUUUUUUUUACCUUGUCACCUCGGGGAUUUGAUCCAGCAACCUUUCAGUUACUGGCCCAACACUAACCACUAGGCCACCUGCCUGAUGAUUAGUUGAAUCAGGUGUGCUUGUCCAGGGUUACAAUACUGUUGGGGGUACUAAAGGACCAGGGUUGGGAAACAGAGAUGAUCCACUGGCUGUUAUUACAUUUAUACACAUAGGGAAGUCUAAUUUUAGCUACAAUUAGAAUUUUAGCAAAUAUGUUAGACAACAUAUGGAAUUUUUAGAUGGUAAAAAAAUAUUGUCCUGGGAAAGUACAGUUUGGACCUAAAUGCAGUAUAUAUCUGCUAAUCUGUGAAUUUUAUUUGACACUUAGGGAACACAAGUCAGGAAACACUGAAUGAGUAAUCUGUGCCAUCACAAUCUGUAAUCAUAUCUUCUCACUGCAAAUACUUCAAAACUGUAUCGACUCAUCCAAAUUGUAGUUUAUACAGCUAUUCAAAUCCAUGCAAUAAAAUCCACAGUACAAUAACAAA
Molecule: messenger RNA, 5974 nt
Organism: Salvelinus fontinalis (brook trout)
Lineage: Eukaryota; Metazoa; Chordata; Actinopteri; Salmoniformes; Salmonidae
Product: terminal nucleotidyltransferase 4B-like
Exons: 12
Coding region: 317-2254 (645 amino acids)
Biological process (GO): RNA 3'-end processing
Cellular component (GO): TRAMP complex; nucleolus
Molecular function (GO): mRNA binding; poly(A) RNA polymerase activity
Source: RefSeq, a predicted model, not a curated record